Molecule: messenger RNA, 16437 nt
Organism: Amoebophrya sp. A25
Lineage: Eukaryota; Dinophyceae; Syndiniales; Amoebophryaceae
Source: the annotation of a GenBank genome assembly
CUUCCACCCACAAAAUCUAAAUCCACUAAAUGUAAAUAGAGUGAUAGUUUGAUUGUGAUUCUAUGUCUCUUAUUCAAAAAUGGAUGUCAAAGUGAAGCCGUGCCUUACCUCACGAGGUGGAGUUUCCUGAGCACCACAAUUCAGACCUUGUAAUAAAGGACACACGAAAGUCAAAGCCUUGUUUUACGUUGCGGUCUCUAAGGGAAGACGGGUACUACGAAGUAUGAUUGGAUUUUCUACAACAAGGUGGUGGUGAACGAACCAUGAUCCAUUUAUUUAUAGCUACCAUUCGUAUUAUCUUCCUUCUAAAAGGAUACCAAGAAAUGUGUGAUUUCAGUGGUCUUUUACUCGCAAGUAUAAUAAAUUCAUAGAAUUCUGUCACCCUAUGUCUUGGAAACUAUACAGGACCACAAGCAAUUGUCGCGAAAGAGACCGAAACGAGACCGGAAUAAGGCAAGCGGACGAAAAAUGUCGUGUCUAGUCUUCAUUGGUCUUUACGCGGUCACGUCGUCGACGUGCGCGGUAGCCUACGAUCACGCUCAGAGACAGCGUUCGUUAUGCCUUCAACGAAGAAGUAUCAAAGUAGGCUCCUGUCUACUUAUCAAAGUAGACUCCUGGUCCUGCUGAGUGAGUGAAUGAAUGAGUGAGUGAAGGGGUGAGUGUCUACUUAUAUUGUGUAGAGGUGGAGGGUCUUUGAAGUAGGGGUCUACGGUCGAGUUAUAUCUUGUUCACUAAAGUGUAAUUGAUUUUAUACGAUCGUUUGUAGUUGGGUUCAACUUACAUUUCGUCCCCUACUAAUGUCCGCGAACACAGGUUUCGACCUUGAGGAGGCAGACGCUUUGUACUCGUUCACAGGAGUUAACAUUAAGGCUGAAAAAAGAAGAUAUUUACGUCUAUGACCUCUAGGUGUAGACUUCCGUCCUCACGCUAUUUUUUACCUCUAGGAGGUGUAGGCUUCGCUCAUUUCACGCACUGUUCUCUCCGCUAUUUACGUCUACGACCUUGCUUUUCCUUCUCGUAAAUUGACGAAGACCCAUUUUAGCUGCAUCCCUGUACUUCUAGGUGACUACUUCCCUCCUAAUUGGAAGCAUAAAUGAGCAGCGCACACGUGGUCGAAUUCUUGCUUUAUUAUCUAGUGAAUAUCGCUAAUUCGCUAAUAACAACACAAGAUCAAGAACUGCUUCCGGAGAUCGAGAUGAAGAAUCUGCGGAGACAUAUACAGCGGAAGGCGAAGAAGUUUUCCCUGACCAGGAGCAUAUGAAGCAGCGUCCUCGUGUUAAGGAAAGAGUUAGAUCACUUGUUAAGUAGAAAGAUUAUGAUAAUAAGAAAAUACUAAUAAAAGAGACUCUCAUUUAAUUUUGCGAUUACGUCCUUUUAUUUGUCUUUGCAUUCUUGCAAACAACUUUAUUUGUUCUAAUUCUAGCAGAAAAAAGCUCCACGGGGAAAGCACUGCUUUCGUCCAAGAAAGGAGUACUAUUAAGGCUCAACUUUCAAUUGUCAUUGGAGCUGGUAACUGAGAUAAAAGAGGCGCCCCCUUCUUGAGAGAACCAACAGGGGAAAGAUACGAAGGGAGCAAAGGGGAGAGCUUUGAAGGGGGUCGCUCCCGUUCAGAGUCAGCGCCCAAUGAAUGCCGAGCUUUAAUACUAUUUCUUUUGAUCACCGCGGUGGGAUUCAAAAUGUUUUCGAACAGACAGGAGACGCAGAGGCAGAAGGGGAGAAGCCAGCGGUUCUACUUAUGAUAUAAUUACACGUGAUCUCCUUUCUCCUUAAAUCCGUCGCGGACCAUCUACUCUGACUCUGUCUUCAUUUCUGUGACCCUCUACUCUGUCUUCGUGUGCCUAUGUUCUAAUUCUAGCAGAAAAAGUCCACCGAAGCCGUCUAUAAAUGCCUUCCACGAGGAAAGCACUGCUUUCGUCCAAGAAAGUACUACUAUUUCUUCUGGUAACCACGCUGGAACUCAACAUGUUGUCGCAGAGGCAGAAGGCGAGAAGACAGCAGCAGAAGCGAAAAAGCCUACUGCAAGGUUUGACCCCUUGGUAGCGGAAUACGAUGCCACUAUCCAACCCGCAGAGUUAUGCUAUCAGCUUGUCUCUGAGUCUAAAACUGAGCCCAUGUCCUCACUCUCAGCUCCUCAGGGUCAGAAACGUUAGGCCCAGCAGAAUAUGAUUUUGCUACUUCUACUCUUUUGUUGUUCUUCCCCUACGAGAAUACAAGAGUAUAAGGGAACAAAAGAUACAAGGAGAUGACCUCCGGGAAUAAAACUAAAUGCACAUUAUUGAUUCGCCCCCAUCUCUAAAAACGGGAGAAACAAAAGGCAUCGACCCAGACUGGGCCUCCUAUCAGGCAUGCGUCAGACAGCCUCAGCAAUUUCUGCGUCCAAUGGUUAUCGAACGUGACCCAAAAACUUACGAUUGAUGUCAUAGUCUCUGUAAACGUUGAAGUUGAAGCCAGGAGCGGUCAACAUAUCCUACUUAUUAUAGAGUCUAUGAACUACCUUGAAGUUAACUCUUCUAAGAGAUGAGUAAGGCACCUAUCCACCAACGUUGGGGAGACUUCGAGGAGAGGCUUUUCGGAGCUAAUACCGAGUUUCUCACCACACCAGAGAUUAAGGAGUGUCUGAUGCAAGUUGCAGGUUGAAAUUGAACUACUUAUCUAGUACGCUUCUGCGCCUAUUGCAGAUUCCAAAAAGGAUUACAGGCAAUGCCGACGAGCUUGGACGCGACAUCUUCUACACCUAGUAAUGCAGAUUCCAAGAAGGAACAAUAAAGUGCUGUGAGAUAGAUGCCGAUACGCCGAGACAGAGUGGGAUUAGAUUUUUACCCAUACCCUCCUAAACCCACCCUAAACUAAAAAGAACUAUCAUAGAUAGUAUCUCGUAUAAACUAAAGCGAAAAUCGACCUUCGUUAUUCUGUAUUCUCGGAGGACGGAGUGAGGCCUUUUUUUCAUGGAAAUCAGUGGCCUAAAGAUGGGCCGGGACGGGCCCGGUCUUCUUGCUUUUUCAAAGGGGUCCGACAAAGAGAGGCGACGAAGGAUAGCGGCAAAGGCUCUGGCGUAACGUGGCGCAACCGUGUCAGGCCCGUCUCUCUUCUUCGUCCUCGCCUCUCCUGCCUCCGUCGGGGGCUGCGCUGGUUUUUUCGGAAGAUCAAAACGAAGACAAAGGACUAAACAAGAAAAAACGACCCAACGCAAAGGGCCGGCUUUAAUCAUUGCGGCGCUGGCUGCUUAUUCCUUCUCCUUGCGCCAAGUGGUUAGGCCUGCCCGCGCACGCACAGAGAGGCGGCUGGCAUAGAAAACGAGCCGCGCCCGGGGCUGGGGGUGGAGAUAUAUAAGCCCAGCGGAGGCCGUGCUCCCCGGGCAUGCGGCUGCGUGUCUCGCUGCGUUCUUUGUAAGUCUUCAGCUUCGCCCUUUUUUCUGCAGCCGCCCCCCCAAUGGUCUGGGCCAUCGCCUUGGUUCUUUUUUCUUUCCUCGCUGAGGCCGCCGGCGUCUUCUCUUUCUUGAUAAUUGGCUUUCAGCUUCGCCUGGCUUGUCGUCCCUCACCUGAUGCACGUUAGGGAGGCCGUUCGCCUAUGGAAUCGCUUCUGCGCUUCGUUCUCACUCGGUUGGCCUUAAAUCUGGGGGGUUGUGCGUGGCAGUUGUGUCUUGCUGUGGCCUAGGUUGUGGGAUUUGUGUCCCGAGUUGUGGAAGUUGUGCGCUGAGUUCUCUGGGGCAGCCUUAUGAAAAAGUCGCGCUUGCUCCUUUUUUCUUUGGCUGUUCGAAUUCGAACACAAUGAGACCCCGAAGAAUCGCGCGGGCUUCAUCGUGUUCAAAUUCGAAGAGCCUGAGAGUGGGGCGAGGCCUUUUCGUAUGCUUUCUGUCUGCGCACAACUCGCCACCCCCGCGCCACCUCCGCAACUGACUCGCCACAGCGAACCUUCGCAACUUCUACAACAUAGAAAACAGCCGCCACAACUUAGGCAACAACCCCCACAACCCAGGGCCCAACUUCCACAACUUUCCACAGCUUAAAUGUACUAAAGUGCAGCGCCUUCUUAGGGUUUUGGCCUCUCUAAGCACGCUAAACACUCCACCCACGGCAACCGCCCUCGAAGGGGCGCGGCGUUUCUCUCUCAGAGGUUUACUUGAGGGGCGCCAGCCACCAGGCUUCGAGGCGGGAUGGAGCUGGCGCCGCCGUCCGCUUGUGUUUGGACAGCUUAGAUGGAUUGUGCCGCUUGUGUGCGGGUGAUUUUUCGAGGGCUUGCGGGGGUCGAAGUCAGCCGCCUCAGAGCCACUCCACGCCACACGAGGAGCGACCGACCGGCGGGCAGCCUGGCUGGCUUGGAUGCAAGGAACGGCUGGCGAAAAUAGGAGAAGAACACACAGAGAGGCACGCGCCGCUAAGCAAUGCAUCCAACGCGCCGGCCAAGAGCCCCGCGGAGAACCCGACCAACCGAAGACGAAAAGCGCAGAGGGCCUGCGCCUUUGCUUUGGUUCUUCGUCUUUUCGUGGCGGGUUGCUGGUUCUUUUCGCUGGCUGUGAGUGUCCCCACCCACCGACCUGUCACCCAACCUACCGAGAAAAAAUGAGAAGCAGAGGCUCGCGCCACCUUGUGCGGGUUGUGCGGGGGUGUGGGGUUCAUUUCAUUCACUGUCAAACCACCGCGCCUUGUCAGGCUUGGAGAGAGAGGGGAACGCCUUCUGACUGCCGGACGGGUGGGCAGGGGGAAUUGCGUCACCCCUCGGAAGCAUUGCCCAGCGCGUGGGAGCUUGUUGCCAGGCCAGCCAGCUGCACAAAAUGAACGAAAAAAGCCACCCACGGCCGGGCAGGCAAUGGCUGAGAUACUCCCCCAGACAGCUUGCCACGCACCUGCACCCCUAGCGCGGGCCCCGUGUCAGGCUUCUUGCUUCCCUCGUCUUUGGUGGCUUCGCUCUUGUCUGGUGUCUCUGUUCUCUUCUUCCUCAUACAUACCUUUCGCGCUGCCCCUGGCUCAGGCGGUCCCGCUUUGGAAGCGCCUCCCCCUCUGCUUCCCUUGCCUCGGUUCUGAAGCUCAAGGGCCGCGCCCGGCGCCGCUCCCCGGAUUGGUUUGAUGGGUGCAGCUUUCGUCGCGCCUAUGCACCCUCAACCUCGGCCCCCUUCAUCGGAGCAGCCCUUUUCAUGACGUUUGCUUUUCUGCUCUGUCGGUGGCCUGCGUGGGAGCGGGCUUAUUUGCUCUGAUCUGUUACCUUUCCGCGCCAAAGCCUACAACUUGCUUGGCCAGGUUCUUCGACUGAUACGAGACAAGACGGGCGCAGUGAAUAAACUUGACAGCAGCGCAGGGACCGAUGUCGUCAUCCUUGCGCUAGCUUGUGAUACAUGUCAUCUAUCCAAAAAGUGAAGACGUCUUAUAUCUACUAGUUUUAGUACUAGUUCCGACACCUAAGAGCUAGAUACCUCUUCUAAAAAGGCGGAGGGCAUAGAUCAAGUGGGUAGCGAGUAUUACAACGAAGAAAAAUAUGGCCUAGAACUCGAUCGAGGGAAGCGAACUGUCAAAUGUACUGGUGUAGUCACACCAAGUCAAAGCGGCGUGGAUUAUCUCAGACAGACAAUAUGGCAAACUAGAAGUAGCACACUUCAACUUCUACUUCAUCUUUGUUCAAAAUUAAGACAUUCAUCUUGCAAGUAGUUAAAACAUCCAACAUCUUAAACUAUUGCAUGGUAAGCGGACAUGAUCCAUCUUCUUGAUCCACUGAUAAUGAUCCAUAGUAAUUUUGCAUCAUCAUAGAUGAUGAUCCAUAGAUGAUGAUGAUCCAUACUAGUAAUUUAGCAGCACCAUCAUCAUAGAUGAUUUGCAUCAUCAGAGAUUAGAUAAUUUGCAUCGCCAUUCAUAGAUGAUGACCCAUAUAUAUUAAUUUUGCAUCAUUCAUGAAUGGUCCAUAGAUGUCUACUUAGCUUGCAAAUUAUGUAAUCAUCCUUCUCCAAAGAAUAUCCAUAGACUACUCAACUAAUCAAGAUGGAUGUCUACUGAGUUUGCAUGUUCUCAAUAGUGGACGUUUACUUAGUGGUUUGUCUACUCACUAGUAGUUGUAAUUAAACAAUGGUCGACUACUUAGUUUCAUCCAUCUCGCAUGUUAGGUCAGGUUAGGACUCUCCUGUAUUUGCCUAACGCGUCGUUGUGCUUCAGAUUCCGCCCACCGGGCCGUCUGUAGGUCUGUGGAUAACCGUCUAUCCUUCUCCUAAUAAUAAUCCACCUUGAUUAGUUUGCACUUAGUCAAGAACUAAUCAAGAUAGAUGUCUUCUUAGAUCAACUCUAUCUAAAUAAAAUCUAUCAAGAUGGAUGUCUACAUAAGAAGUCUCGCAAAUUAGGUAGACAGCCAUCUUGAUCUUCUAAAUUAAGGAGACAUGAUCCAUAUCCAAAAACAAGUAGCCCCUUUUUCUAAGGAACAAGCAAGAGCAGCAGAAUGUCAGAAAGCGGUUUUUUGAAGAAGCUUACCUCUCUCCGGCGUUUUUCGAUGCGGCCUCUCUUAAGGCUACCACACUUCUGCCAAAACUGUAACUGACUACUAGCAGGCCACCCACCAACAAUCUCCUUUUCUUGAACAAUAAUGAUUCUAGCACAUACGCCUAGUACUAUUCUUCUUUUCAGUCGGAAUGGGAUCCUUUUGUUUAGAAGUCCUUAGCGACCUUUUAAUUUCUCAAAGAGUCAGUCGCGUGCUGUAAUCAUGUAAAACUGAAGUGGAUACACACUAGGAUCAUGCGGAAAAUCAAGAACUUGAUCUUGAAUAGAAUAAUACUCAUGAUACGUCUAAAAGAAUAUUCAUGUUCAUCUUCUAGGACUAUUCUCUAGUAGGUUAAUGGAUAAGUAUCAAUGUAGAACUUUUCACUAGCUCUUCUUCUAAAAUCGAUGCGGAUACACAUCGAGCAGGUACCGCAGGUGCGGGGGGCAAGGAGCUGCUCAUAAAGCUGUGGAAUAAUAUGAAGCAAGUAAUGCAAGAAAUGGCAGGAGCACUUUAUGACGCGUUAGUGCAUAGAUAUUUCGUAUGAUAGAAGGAUCUAUUUCUAUAAGGAUCUCUGUUGUAUUAUAUAUAGGGAAGUUGUGUUGUAUGAUAGAAGGAUCUAUAACCUAACCUUUGCGUGAUGGCGAUUUCGAAAAACAAAUGAUGUAGAAGAUGAUUAUACGAGCGUUGUAGGGGGAGAAAACUUAACACAAGUCGCGCGAAAGCGUGAUGGAAAAACGCUAAUUCAGUAGAUACUCUAACUAUAUUUUCCAGCAUACGUGAUUCCUUUGAUGCUAUGCUCGGCCCUCUAGUCUAUAACGCAGUUCUGGCACGUAUCUCAAGCUUAACACGUUAUUUGAUGAUAUAAUACAGAUACAGAUAGUACUCUUGAUACAGACACUCUUGAUCUACUAAUGCCUGAUUGAUUCACGGGACGGAGCCGGUGGAUCUAACGAGAAAUGCAGAAUGUUUGUCGAAGAUAUCCGUUUGCAGGGAUCUCCACCACCUCCCACAUCCACAUCCACGCCAGGCAAGGCGGGAGAAGCGCAACACACAGCUAAGAGGUUUCCUCCACAAUUCCUCGUAACCUCUAAUCAUCUCUAUCUCUAUCGGAAUUUGAAUGAUAUUAACAGAAUAGAGGUGGUCUAAAAGAAAUCUUACACAAUUUAAUUACUUAUAAUUCUUGGGCCCAUCUCACACUCACUCUUCUAAGGUACUUUUUUUACUACAGUCAGUGUCAGCAGGUGUAUGAGCACAUCAUCGUGUCUCUUCAGGUAUCGCUAACCUAAUAAAUCAAAGUUUUUCAUCUCUUCCUGAAUUCUUCUAUAGGGAAAAUUGUCUUCUCUCAAGCAUCUUCGUUAUUCUCUUUAUUGUCGCUCUUCGAUUAUAGAUUUAGAGGAAUCCUCGUCCCUCAUCAAUCGUAUGAUCUACGCAAGGAAUCAUAUUCCCCUUUUCUCGAGACAAGAUAUUCUCCAAAAGUUCCUUUUGGGUCUUUGUCCUUCCAUAAGUUCUAAGAUAGCUGGCGUACCUGUUGCGACAGCACAAGCAGCAGGGAAAGAGGAGGAAGAUGCGAGGCCGCGCAAAGGUUACGGCAAAAAGAUAAAAAUGUACAGUACUAGUAUCUACGAGAUUUGUGGCCGAUUGUACGGUCUUAUGCGCCCCCAGUAUGUAAUUUGGAUGAUCUUAGUUGAGCAUGUUAAUUAAUUGAUUGAAAGGGCGGUGGCAUAUAGUCCUAACGCAAAAAAAAAAAAAUUUACGGGUGCUACGGGCAGCACUAUCAGAGACGCACACAUGAGAAGAUGACAAAGCAGAGUCCCUCUUCUAAGCAAAACGCGGCGGUUCUUACACAGGUCGGGCUCGGUUUGUUGACACGAACCUGGAAAUGAAGGGCGAUCUAUUCCUCGCAUCCGACUGUGAUCCCCAUAGGCCUGUUAAGGCUAAUGGCGUAGCUCCUGUCUUACUGUGAGUUGGAGCUAUUUUCCGAGUUUUCGGCAAUUUUGGUGUGAGCUCCUCACCUGCUUCUGUGGCAGGUGCGGCGAAACUCACUGGGCCGCUUUUCAGUCGGCUUUUUGUGCAAUUUCUUGGAUAUUAUAGCGCUCCUCAAUGUCUUCAAAUCGCAGUCGUUUUCGACUGUCCCACUUAAGUGAGCAAAGCACAACCCAGGUAGUUCACUGUUCUUGGAACGAAUUGCCACAAAGUUUUUUUCUACUUCGGCUUGAUUGUGAAGCGAAUGGGGAAAUUGAACACCAAAGGCCUACGUACCACUAAGUCUAGAACGAAGUACCAGAUAUGGGAUACCAAUGGAUGGGGGCUGGACCUAAUAGAAUUUUUCGAUCCAGAGAAGCCUGCAAAUCAUUAUGGGGAGGAUAUUGAGAUAGAGACUGCUACUAGUAUCUGCUCUAGUUGUGCCACGUAGUACCUCUUACUCUACCAAAAAGCGUUUUCCUAUUCAUUUUCAACCAUUUCAACUAGCAAAAGCUGGAGACUGACGAAUCAAUCCUCUAAGAGCAAGCCAACAGUCUAGGAGAGGCGCUUUUUUUUCGACGUUAUGUGCGGCCGUACGACGAUUGUGACCUGCUUACAGAAGCAAGUACCGAUAUCUUUAGCGCAGCCGCACCGGGGAAUCUUGUUCCUCUCUGUGUUCAGACCCGCUCUUAUGGAAGCUCCAUACUCUAUUUGAAGGACGAUUUGCUUGUUGUUGUUGGUAAUCUAGUAGACCCACAGCCACACCUAGCCUUGUUGUUGUCAUGAUCAUGAAGAAUGAGUGAGUGAAUGAACGUCUAUGUCAUACACUUACACAUAGCGUUGUUGUAAAAGAUCAUCUCUUCUGCGAGAUGUGUAGUUCUUUUCCUUGUAUCAUCUAUUCGCCACUUCUUUGUUUGGCUUUGGAGGUUGCAGACCUGCAUAAACAAGAUGUCUAGUUAGACUUGUAUUAAAACAUCAAGACCAGAAUGAACCGCUCUAACUCAAAGAUACGAAAGCGAUGAACGUUUUGCCGGCUUAUGGGAGUAAGGGUGGUCGGUUAACGAUUCUUCCACACGCGGGACCUCAUACCGAUUCUGCUAAAUUUAAGGGUAGUUUACACGUUGCAUUGAAAUGGCGAUCCUUGAUUGUUCAAGGGUCGCUUCCACAGUGCGUCCUGGUCCACUAACAGUAACAAGAUCCCUGAUUGUAUGUCUUUUCCUUCUAUAGCGUGGUCUUUCCCCACUAAGGAGGUUACUUAAGGAGGGAGUCAGGGAUGGGAUGUUCUGAAGAUUGCAAUGUCUGAGGUCUAAUGAUGCAGAGGAAACGCAGUUCGUAUAUCCUCAAGGAGGAGCAGCGCCUGAGGCAGAUCAUCCUUUAUGGCUUUUUCAUCGCAGCAUGCCUACUAAAAAUCUUCUACAACUCUAGUAGAUAGUACAUACUAGCGUCGUCUGCUCCUCCUAAGAUUUCUCCUGCGUUUCUUCUUCAUAAAUGUUUACACAUAAAUGUUUAUAGCAAAGCAAGAACCUAACGAUCAUGUGAAGUAGACGUCUCCUCGUCUGGUGGCGCCACUUCUAACAUGGAAAGUGCUGGAGUCAAGUACCGGAACCGGGCAGUUGUGGUCUUUGGAGCCGCUUCGUGCGUUUUGGGAAGGGAGUGAUCUUACCGUCUACAACCUUCGAACGCUUUUCUUUAAGGCUACUUGUUACAUCGCUUUUGGCUGAAUUAGUUACUAUCUACAGCGACUUCAAAUACUAACAUAUUGGCCUUGGUCAUGCUCACUGUCAGAACUUAUCUCUUGGGGUACUAGGAACGGCACCAUCUUCAGGGACCACGCAGACAUGACGUGAAUUGACAUCCAGCGUUGACUCCCCUUGUAGUACUUCUCUAGCCUUCUACGCAUUACUAGUCUGACGUCGUGCUUUAUCUAAAACUUAAGUAUCUUAGGAUCAACAUCUUCACAGCUUCAACAUCAGGAAAAUCCGUAGAACACAGAGGAGAUUCAGGGAAGUUGUCGUAGGUCCAAUCCGAACCGACUAACAUCGUCGUCGUAUCUUUUUCUUUAAAUAGCGAGACGUAGUAGAGCUGCAUGAGCUGACAGGUUGUGCAGAAUAUCUACACCAGGUUGUCUCGUGCAGUAGACGGCUAAUAUAUAAAGAUAUCGAUCUUUCUUUCCCCUUUAUUUGUCUAAAGAAGAAGAAAAUGGAUAAUGUCUUUCUUGUUUGGUCUUCCUGUUCCUCUACCCCUGUUCUAAAACUUACUGGAUGUUUCCUUCGAAGUUCUCACCGAGGUCUGUAGCGCAACAGUAUGUAUACGCUUUGCAGAAAAUUUAUUUCCCCUUAUGGUGCUGGUGUUCCUCGUACUGACAGACUGUUAAAUCGAAAACGAAAAGUGUAUUCAGUCUUUAUUUACUCCAAAAGCAAAGACGAGUGCGUGUGCUUCCGAACUUCUUUUAGAAAUAAGAGACCCGCCUACAACUACUAACAACUUUUUUUUGAAGAAUUUCAAUUGCCAAGAUGAACAAUCAGUGCUGUCGUGCCCCCAUUCAUUGGCGGCUUUUUUGCAUACGGACCAAGACCAGAAGGAGUUAUGAAGCACUACUGAUGAUGAUGAUGAUGAUGAUGAUCGAAGAACUCAAUAUAUGAAAUAACUGGUUACUUAAUUUUGAUUUUCCCUUUUAUUUGAAUUUAUCCUAGGUUAGAAGUCCCUCCAAUCAAAAAACUCAAUAUCAAAAGCUGGCGUCACCUACUAGGGUUGAUAUUUUUUCAAUGUUGAUAUUUUUUGUCCUCUUUCUUAAAUAAGUACUAUGAAACGCAAUUUGGACGAGGUACCGGCAAAUUUUCCAAGAUUGUAGAUACAGACAGUAGGACAACAACAAAAAAUUGCUACACAGGAGGGGGCACCAUGACAUGACAAGUUCUAAGGUUUCUUGGCCCCGUUCCCAAGCCGCUGAAGGAGUGGCCACUUGGUGAGGAUAUGAAGUAUGCGAUGAACCUGCGGUAUUCGGACUUGCGGAAAUCGUGCAUCCAUCACAGUGGAGAUGAUACGAAACAGCUAAAAAAAUGCGUUGAGCAUGGCGAUGGAAAAUUCUGGUAUUUCAAUCUAUGGCAUUUUUGCUCAGAGCUCGUAAUUUCAGAGCUAGUUUAGAAGUAAUUUCAAGAAGCUUCGGGUGGCUAUCAUGAUCUUUGAGUACUUAGUUGUACUUGAGAGCUCACAGAGAAGCAUACAUGAUAAGGAGCUUCAGGCUAUCACGAGAAUGGUGGCAUAAUUUGUAUUUUUGCUAAUAUUCAAUUCAAUGAUCAUUCGAGUAUGACCAGUUUUUCAACUUCAACAAGGAAGUGUAGUAUGUCUUAAACUGUUGACAAAAUGACUAAUUGCCACCCAAUAAGGAGGAAAAAACUGCGCACUAUAGUUCUUUGCUACAACAGUAUGUUGGGACUCAACGGAGCAAAGAAAGUGCUAUUCUUCUAAUAACACCCAAAGCACUAUGGAGUGUCGGUGAUCGACGAGGCAUGCACACGACCACGCGCAGAUUGGUUAGAUUAAGGCAACCAAGCGAGCAUGCUCAGUGUCAUCCUUCUAAAUUUCGUUAGAAUACCAGGAUGUCCGUCGAAAAAGUGGGAGACACCGACAUUGGUCCUCUUCAGAACUGAAGAAUCCACGACUACCGAAUGCUUCCAGGAAGCAUUCCUCACGUGAAGAGGUCAAGGUCUAAAUAUGAUAGUACACAGGGAUUCUAGCUCCUUAAAUGAAACGCAAAAUAGCUAUUGUUCAUGGAGCUGCCAUUCUGACUAACAGUCCCAAGUACACAGCAGUAAGUCUAACUCGAGCGCCACAAUAUCUGCACCCUCCUCUGAACCGGUGGGAGCGGGACGCAGCAAAGCAUCUGGCACGGGCGGUCGCCCAGAACACAAGGGGGAGCGGUCCUCAUGUUAGGUGAAGAAAGAGAAGUAGACCUCAAGGUCAGACGAAGGCGCCCUUGAUAAGACAGUCGGCACAGAUCUUUUGCGCGAAAUUUUUUAUUGUAUUACAUCCAGUGAUCAAGUAGAAAAGUGUCUCCCUAUUCGUCCUAUACUCCAGUGGUUGUGCCGUAGUAAUGCUUGUCAUCAUUCUCCCACUGCAGUCAGCAUCUUCCACCUCCGAAAGAUCGUAUUCUUUUUAAUCGGUCACGUUUUUUAGUUCGAAUCAUCCCAUGACCCUUAUAGUUGUGCAAUGUUUUCCCCUUCAGCCUCUAAAGAAUAAGAAAAUCUUUUGCACUUCCACGCGAUGCAUCAGUAUCACGGGUACGGCUGCGCGGUCACAGACGUCGCAGACAAUGGCAAUGCACCGGGAAAAAAGGAAAGGGUAGGGCUGAAUUUUGUUGUUUUUGGAUGACUGCUCUCUCCAGGUCGUGUACUAACAUGGAGGACUGCGAAGUCCCUGUGAUACAUAGGUGUAACUUUGACUUUGAGCAAGUCCUUAGUAUAACAAGUUUGAAAAGUCAAACAAUGUAAAAAUAUGAGUGUUUGCUCUUACUGAAUCAUGUCGGUUGUUACAACCGGGUUGCACUCUUGCAAUCAUAAAAGGAUAGGAGGUCAAAAAUGUUUGAAUCUUCCUUCACGACUUCUGAUCAUCUAAGAAGCAGGGUCGCAGUCCGUUUUUACGAUCGCAAAUGGUGUCCACCGGAAAAGGAUCACACAGGACGCAACCCACAUCCGUCGAAGAAUCCGAGCAAAUAUGUCGCGUAUGCUGUUAUGUUCGUGGUGUGAUAUUUUUUUUUUCGGUAGGAAGGACCGACAGUGACACUCUGAACUACAGAUAAAACCUGUAUCUCAUCGUCCACAGUUUAUGACUGCAUAUCUACUCAUCAUCUAAUGUCCAAUACUAGCAUCAACAAACUACACACUCUAACGUUAAGCCCAUGCGCACGAUCGACGUAGCAGGAUAUCUUCGCCUCGGAGGACCGAGCGGGACCAGUGGCGACAUGAUGUCCUUUGGCCAGUUUAUUGGCGGAUUUGACCAACACGACUAUGAAAACGAUAGUUGUUGUCCCCUACGUCAUUGAAAACAGUAACUCAUCGAAUAUGUAUCUAUAUGUGUACCAGGGAGGGAGGCCCCCCCUGUCAUACAACAAUGCCCAUUUACUGACUGUUUGUAAAUCGUCAGUAGCCAACCAUGCGGUUUGUCUCUUUAUCAGGGAGACCAUCAAAACCUAACCUAAGCCUAACCUCAUCUAUCUAAUAUGAUUUUGGUGGUCUACUAAGCCUAACCUCAUCUAUCUAAUACGAUUUUGGUCUACAACUACCUCAUGCUCAUGUGCUUGAUACUAGAGAAAAAUACACUGAUGAGAACCUAUGAUGUUGAUACAGUGCUUAAGGUUCUUACACUAUAGUGCUAUUUCUUUAAAUGCAAUUAUUAAGGUCGUGAAGGAUACGACAAGUUUCCUAAGGUGUGGCUCAACCACAGUUAUUUCAGUUGUUGAGAUAUUCGAAAUUAAGUGAUUCAUUAAGGCAAAAGUUAAGUCUUAAGGGAUGUUUAUGGUAAACAUAAUAAAGUAGGGCUACACUCCUUAAAUGACUCCUUGAAUACUUCUGUCGCUAAAAAAACCUUAGGUGUAUUAUGCUAGUAUCGCUAUGACAUGGCAUCUUUCUCUAAACCCGAAUGGCCAUUCUGCGUCUGCGUCUGGUAGCGUACUUCACCUCAAAUGGCUUCCAUAGUUUUAUCGAGGUAUUGUUGGGAUCCGAUGUGGGUUUCGAAAAGUAUCCCGACUACCAAAUGGCGACAGUGCUGCAGAAACUUAUGAUUUCAAAUGCGUAAGACUACGAGCCAGAGCAAAGAGGGUGGGAAUCGAUAGAAUGCACAUGAAUAGAAAGUGCAAAGGAUAGCUCUGAAGCAGUAGAACAAGACCUCAAGAUUAGGCACAAUGAUCAUCAUCACCAUCAUCAUCAUCGAGAAGCUGUAGUUCGUAUUGGCUUAAAAAACAGGUAAGCGAACGCUUCAAGAAGUUGUAGUUCGUAUUGGCUUAAAAAACAGGUAAGCGACAUCUUAAAGAAGUAUAAUUUCCUAGAAGACGAGGAAGAUAGGACUUACAAGAAGUACAGCAACAGAUGACUAAAAAAUCGUACCAAGAUCAUCUUUUUUUUCGUCCUCUACUAAAAGAAGUAAGUAAUAGAUGACGCAGCACCGUUUUGACGAAGACGAGACAGACUAUCGCACAGCGAGAAAAGUGAUCCUAUAACUUGCUAGAGCAAGAAGACGAAGAAACGAAAAAGAUGAUCUACUUACACUUACAAGAAGCAAGCUAAACAACAUAAACUUACUCUAGUCCUACCCUCCUGCUUCUUCUAAUCCUAUACACCAAAAUCCCGCUUUUGUGAGCCUUCUGGAUGAGCUAGCAAGCAAAGAGGGGCAGAAGGCGGUGAAUGAUGCUAUUGCCAUGGUGUGGCAAUACUAUAACAGCGCAAACGGUCCUCCUCUGUUAGACCGCGAUCCUGCCGAGUUGCACAAAGAGGCCCGCAACAUCGGGACCGCAGAAGAUACAGUGGUCUUUUUAUGGCUUAUACCAAUCAAACUCUUGUUUACUCAAGCUUGUGGAAUUUAAUAACCACUGACUCUUGUUUAAUAAAGUGGAAGUGCAAGUAUCUAUCCUAUCAGCAAGUCUUUAUUGGUCUUCCUCGAUUCCAACAACCUAAUCACAACGAUGUGUACUAGUACCAGAGAUAGAUACGCUGGAAAGCAUUGACUAUUUCUACCUGCUCUUCCAGUUGUUCUUCAAGUUCUAGCGGCCUAACCAUGUCGCUCACGUUACCAAGACUUUUUUACUUCAACACUCAAAAAUUUCGCCGACUCUACUCAAGUCUCAACCUCUUCAUCUUCAUUCUUUGCAUGUAAUUCUGCACCAUCGCUCUAACCCUUACGAAGGAGAAGAGCGACGAGCUAACGCUGAAGGCCAAGGAGGCACACGGAAAGCUGAAGAAGGUUGCGGAAAUGGUUGCAGAGGCAUUCAUGCCGCAGUUGCCUCCGGAAACGCCGAAGUGGGAAGGAAUCGAAACUGUAGUCACAGAUAUCACCGAAGCGGAAAAGGGAAGCGGAAGCUCCUGCUGCUGAGUUCUUGAUUUUUUACCUAUUAUUUGACGAGUAUGAAGACGAGAACUAGUAAGUACGGGAUGUUGUACUUUUCUAUUGAGAUCGUCAGACAGUCACAGUUGUUGAGAUCGUCACUCACAGGACGAAGAGGAUGUACUUACUUUUUUAUUGUGACGACUAGUAAGUUAAAACAACUCUUCGCUCACAAAGGAACCCUGCAAAAAUAUCCCAGAUUCAGAGCAAGAUAAGGCGGCAAGCAACACGUCAGUGUUUCUCCACCUUCACAAAAUGUGACCAAGGAAAGAUGAUAAACGUUAACAAUUUCAUGAUUUGAAAAAUUUCAGACGACUUCGCAACAAAUAGACCUGAAGAUGAACAUGAAAGCUUUUUCACUCGUUUUUCGCCCAGAAAGAGAUAUUUAUUAUAGUUUUUGAAAAGUCCUAGGUUCAUCUUAUUAUUAUAUAUAGUUUUCGAUUAUUCAGUGGCACUACUUCUUUCUUACCUACUAGUACAGAAAUAUAAUUGAACAGGUAUUUUCAAGCAAAAUCCAAGACAUUUAAUGCGAGGUCCUUUGUGUUGAAUGCACUAGCACCUCUAGUCGAAUAUUCCAACGGUCUACAGCUCAUUUCGAACAAGAACGACUAACAAUACAAUUGUAAAAGCCAUUAAGUAAUAAUCGUAACGAUUGAUAAUUAUACAACCGGGCAGCCUACUUACCUACUAGAAGGUGUAAGUACAACAUCAUCAUCCAAUUAUGUGGCGGCUAAACGACAACAAGAACAAGAAUAUCAUUUAAGAGACAUCGUAUUAUUGUGUGUGAUGCAUGCAAAUAUUUCCUCGAUGUUGGAGGUUACCCUUUUAUGCAACAUGUAUAUGUCAUCCUCACCCAGAAUCCAUGAAUUACCAAAUACAUCAUGUUGAGCGUUCCUGUACUCGCGAGGAGCCUCUGGAAUUCAUCAU